Molecule: messenger RNA, 540 nt
Organism: Gongylonema pulchrum
Lineage: Eukaryota; Metazoa; Nematoda; Chromadorea; Rhabditida; Gongylonematidae
Source: the annotation of a GenBank genome assembly
ACAAAAAAUAAGAAAUGAGCGUAAAUUUCUUCCUCCAGAUUUUUGAUCGAGGACUUAAAAGAAUCAGAUGUAAGGAAUUUUUUAAAUUACAGUAUCAAACCUGAAAUAUGAUUUGUAUGCUGUAUACGGAGGCCGAAUACCGUUUGGCGUACGAACUGAUUCCGGCGCAUUGUUUGUCAAGGAACCACUGGAUUAUGAAAAGGAAAAUGUUUAUCAUAUGAAAUUAUUCGUAACGGAUGGUAAACACAAUGCAACGACGGAUUUGUAUGUUUACGUUGAUGAUGUGAACGACAAUGCACCGGUGUUCGAGAAAAAUCUGUAUGAGAUUACGAUUUCGGAAGAGGAUUACAAUGUUCCGAAAACACUGUUUAUCGUCAAAGCUACUGAUGCUGAUAAGGUUAGGAAGAUUUUUCGUAAUCCUCAAUCUCAUUUCUGGACUGUCCCUUCAAUGAAUCUUAAAUCAAAUUUCUUUUAUAAGGCACACUUCAUGAGGAACGGAGGCAUUCUGGUUUCUUCAAUGAUAGCACUUUGCCAAUAGCA